Molecule: messenger RNA, 607 nt
Organism: Melopsittacus undulatus (budgerigar)
Lineage: Eukaryota; Metazoa; Chordata; Aves; Psittaciformes; Psittaculidae
Product: histone H2A
Exons: 1
Coding region: 41-430 (129 amino acids)
Biological process (GO): heterochromatin formation
Cellular component (GO): chromatin; nucleosome
Molecular function (GO): DNA binding; structural constituent of chromatin; protein heterodimerization activity
Source: RefSeq, a predicted model, not a curated record
CGUCAGGUUGAUCAGUAGUAGCGGAGGAGAGUCAGAAGCGAUGUCUGGCCGUGGAAAGCAAGGCGGGAAGGCGCGCGCCAAGGCCAAGUCGCGUUCGUCCCGAGCUGGCCUGCAGUUCCCUGUGGGCCGCGUCCACCGUUUGCUGCGCAAGGGCAACUACGCCGAACGGGUGGGCGCCGGCGCCCCAGUGUACCUGGCAGCCGUGCUGGAGUACCUGACGGCCGAGAUCCUGGAGCUGGCGGGGAACGCGGCCCGCGACAACAAGAAGACGCGCAUCAUCCCGCGGCACCUGCAGCUCGCCAUCCGCAACGACGAGGAGCUCAACAAGCUGCUGGGCAAGGUGACGAUCGCGCAGGGUGGUGUGCUGCCCAACAUCCAGGCCGUGCUGCUGCCCAAGAAGACUGACAGCCAUAAGGCAAAGAGCAAGUAAAAACUGAGGAAGGUUCCCACCUCAAAAGUUAAUACAAAGGCUCUUUUUAGAGCCACCCACUUUCUCAUAAAAGGAGCUGUAUAUUCUAAGAAAAAAAACAAGCAAAAAAACCAAAAAAGCCCAAACCCAAAAUUUGCAAAGCCUAAGUUUACUUCUUGACAAUUUGAUCUUUCAGAA